Molecule: messenger RNA, 1472 nt
Organism: Truncatella angustata
Lineage: Eukaryota; Fungi; Ascomycota; Sordariomycetes; Amphisphaeriales; Sporocadaceae
Product: triacylglycerol lipase
Exons: 1
Coding region: 448-1413 (321 amino acids)
Molecular function (GO): hydrolase activity
Source: RefSeq, a predicted model, not a curated record
UUGCAAGCCUGGUCUAGCAACUGUACCUAAUCUGAUUGCGAGGCUGAGAAAUACCACAUGAAAAUGAGGACGAUAUGUUAAGUCAUCAAUACAAGGCUUGCUCGGCUCGUUGAUACCCCAGAAGGACUCGCGAGACCUUGCUUCCUACACUCGUUUGUGUCCGGAAUACACGCCGGAGAUAUGGUAUGGUAUUAUGCCGGGAUGACUCUGACUAAACCAUAGGAUGUCGAUAGUUGUGGAUUGUCGACCUCUCCGAAAUACUUAAUGUUACAAAUGCAACGGAACGUGAUACGCGCAGACGUAUAUAAAGGCUCAAGUGUUUCUUGGAUAUUAUCAAAUUAUUCUGCCAACGCCUACAUAACUCAAAAUCAUUACUAGUUCGCUCCAAAGCGUCAGUUUUCAACCAUACCAAACCAAGAGGAAUUCGACUGCAUUACUUUGUUCAAGAUGGAGAACCUCAGAUACGACCCAGAAUUCUGGCAAGUGUUCGAGCCCAUGGCUGGAUACCCGGUGCCAACAUUUGACGAUCCGGUUGCCGCGCGAACUGCAACCGAAAAGACUCUAGGCGAGCUGUUCAAACAGGUGCCUCGGCCAGCUGGUGUUGCUGAGACAAGCUAUGAAGUGGAAUCUCUUGACGGCUUCAAAAUCCCGGUGACUCGCUUUGUGCCCUCAGCUCUGAAAGAUGUCACAAAGCCUCAACGGGCUGUGAUCUAUCUCCAUGGCGGAUGGAUGGUCAUGGGCAGCGUUGAGCUAUUUAAGCCACUGGUCCUGAACUAUGCCCAUAAUUACAACAUCCAGAUUUUUGGAGUCGACUACCGUUUAGGACCUGAAGAUCCGGCACCAGCGGGCGUUGAGGACACCUAUGCCGUCGUCAAAUGGCUUCAGAACCGUGCAGAUGAGUUCAACAUUGACCCAGCCAGAAUUGCACUAUUCGGUGCCAGUGCGGGUGGCGGCGUGGCGGUAGGGGCGUCACUUUUCGCUCGCGACAAGGGACUGAGCCCUCCACUUGCUCGGCUAGUCAUCAUAUAUCCCAUGCUUGACGACAGAACAUCUCUAGACCCCGAGAACGUUCUUACCAAGUACGUGGGUCCGUCGGAUUCGCUCAACAAAUUGGGCUGGAAGGCGUACCUUGGUGGUCGGGAAAGAGACGAACGAGACGAUGUUUCUAUCUACAUGUCACCCGGUAGGGCUGAGAACCUGGAAGGGCUCCCGCCAACCUACGUUGAUAUUGGCGGAUUUGACCUGUUUGCUUCGGAAUGUGUCGAAUUUGUGAGGAAAUUGACAGCGGCCAACAACAGUGUUGAGUUUCAUUUAUACCCAGGUGUGCCUCAUGGCUGGGAAGGUAUUGCUCCUUUGAUCAGAGCAUCGAAGCAAGCGGCAGAAAAUCGCAAAAGAGUUCUGGGAGACUUUUAGCACUACGUUAUCGAGUUAGUUUAAUCAAGUAAUCAAAUACACAAGCAAUUCAUCCCGUG